Molecule: messenger RNA, 3126 nt
Organism: Cucurbitaria berberidis CBS 394.84
Lineage: Eukaryota; Fungi; Ascomycota; Dothideomycetes; Pleosporales; Cucurbitariaceae
Product: LCM-domain-containing protein
Exons: 4
Coding region: 1-3126 (1041 amino acids)
Biological process (GO): tRNA methylation; wybutosine biosynthetic process
Molecular function (GO): protein binding; tRNA methyltransferase activity
Source: RefSeq, a predicted model, not a curated record
AUGAGGCCCAAGAAGGGCGGCGGCAAGCGUAAAGUGGCCCUCAAAACCACCCAAGAGAAGAGAGAUGUCGACAUUAUGAAUACCAACGACAGCAGCAUCGUAUCGAAAAGGAGCGUCUCAAAGUUGUACCUCAAAGAUGAGCCAGACUUCUACGAGCCAUUUGUACCAAAGUUCGUUCGACGCAAUCCUCUCAUCAACCGCGGCUACUGGCUUCGAAUGCACGCAAUCGAGCAAGUAGUUCGGCAAUUCCUUGAAGAGAAGAACGGCAGAUCAAAGGUUAUUGUAAAUCUAGGAUGUGGAUACGACCCCUUGCCCUUCCAGUUCUGGCAUAGAUAUGCCCCUCUUACACAACAGGCUACCUUCGUGGACGUCGACUACCCGCAGUUGAUGGAGAAGAAACGAGAUCGUAUGCUCAGCAAUAGCCUGCUUCGAAAUGCACUGCUCAAAACGAAGCUGCGCUCAUCCGAAGCGCCUGUCUACCUUCGCAGUGACCAGUAUAUGGCUAUAGGUUGCGACCUUAGGGAGCUUGACACGCUUGAGAGAAUAUUACGUGCAGAAUUUGAUGUGCCAGCGACUUCCAUUUUGUUUGUUGCCGAAGUUUCGGUAACGUACAUGCCAGUGAGAGACGCGGAUGCACUCAUUCGGUGGGCAAGCACGUUAGACGACGCUCGCUUCUGCAUGCUAGAACAAUACCUUCCACAGGGUCAAGAGCAUCCCUUUGCCCAGACCAUGCUUCGGCACUUCGACAAGCUCCAAACUUCGAUUCAGGCGGUCAAGCAGUACUCAUCACUAGCCCGACAAUCUUCCCGGUUCCUCGAUUCAGGCUGGUCAAAGCUACUGAUUGCUCGCAACUUGUGGGACCUAUGGUCGGAUGAUGCAUUUACCCCUCCCGCUGUUAGACGGAGCCUGGAUGCCGUCGAGCCGUUCGAUGAAUGGGAGGAAUUUGCUCUGUUCGGUGGCCACUACUUCUUACUGGUUGCUUCUAAUGCGGAGCUAAGGAAGUCAACUGAGACAUCCAAUGUGUCCACUGCAGAUAGUUGCAUGAAGCCUAGCGAUGCGGCGAUUAUCAGUCUACAGUCUUGGACGCAAUCAACGACUGCUGCCUUGACGCCACGACGUUUCACUGCCGCUUUUGCCUCCGAAAAGGACACCGUUGUUUUGUUUGGAGGGCAGGGAACCCAGGCCCGUCUCUCAAGCGUAGAUGUCCUAGCACGGGAGAAUUCGCAACUUGCCGUUCAGCCCUGUACCACGCCGCCACCUCCUGCACGAGUAUGCCAUACCAUCACACCUAUGAGCAAUGAUGAGUCGCUGUUGGUCGGUGGGCGUGGGUCACCAACACAGGCUCUUACCGAUUGCUGGUUAAUUAAGAGUGGAACUUGGUCGAGUGUACCUGGCUUACCGAAAGCUAGAUACAGGCAUUGUGCUGUAGCACUUGCAUUAGAGUUCGAAGGGUCACAGGCCAACAGUGUCUUAGUCUUCGGCGGCAAAGCAAGCGAUGGCACAGCACUCGACGACUGCAAUUUAUGGACCAACAACGGCUGGCACAGCUUAUCCGUCGACGGUCCGCGCCCGCCAGCACGAUUUGGUGCCGCAAUGUCUACGAUGAGUUCAGCCCAAAAUUGGGGGUUGCUCGCGGGUGGCGUUGGUGCAGACGGCACAGUUCUGGAGGACAUAUGGGAGUGGACCGUCUCCGCCACACCAACAUUAUGCAUGACAUUCAAAGAUCGCACCAAUAAUGUCCACGGCAGUGCACCAAGCUCUGCAUACGCACGAGUAGGGGCGAGUUUGGUCCCAUGGGGAGAAUCUCUUCUUCUGAUUGGGGGUGUUUCGAAGAAAGAGAUGCAUAGUCAAUCCGAAGACUUCUUGCUACUAACGCAAAAGAAUGAGGAGAUUUUGGCCGAGUAUCCUGUCAUGCAGCUGCCAGCAACAUGGCCUCUUCUGGUCGGCAUGGGCGUAGCUGCAGUAUCUCGAAACGAGGUUGUGAUUGCAGGAGGUGGCGCCGUAUGCUUUUCUAUGGGAAGCUUUUGGAACGAAGGCUAUUUCACUAUCACACCUGCCGAUACGCAAGGGCCGAAGUCGUGGCGUGUGGCGCCGCACCAGACCAACGGCACGGCACAUUCGGAAUCGAAAUCGAAAUUACUUGAGUUACCGCGCCAAAGUCAACGAGGCAAGUCGAAACAGCCCAAGGCUCCGCGUACUACCAAGAUCUCUCGGUUGCAGCUGCGUUCGGCAGAGGACUUCUCUCAAAUAGUCGCCCUCUCCAAGCCAGUCAUUAUUGAAGGCCUUGAUCUCGGCCCUUGCGUUGACUUAUGGACGCUUGAUUACCUGAAAGAGAAACUUGGCCCAGAGCGGGAACUCAUUAUACACAAGUGCUCGUCCGACCGCAUGACUUUCAAAGACAAAAACUUUCAAUACGCCAAGGAAUCAGUCGCAGACUUCUUGGACGGCAUUGCUCAAGGCUCGCAAGCCUAUCUCCGCGCCGUAUCGUCUAGUCAAGCCAACAAAUUGCCCACCAAACUCGAGGACGACUUUCCCACCAUCGCGGCUGACUUUCGCAUUCCAGAUGUGUUUGAUAUAGUCAAGUCUAGGUAUCACAGCUCACCUCUCCGUAUUUCAGGCCCUGUUUCCUUGUGGCUACACUAUGAUGUCCUCGCCAAUAUCCUCUGCCAGAUUCGGGGCACAAAGACGCUAUACCUCUACCCGCCGUCGGAUGUCAAGUACCUCGACUUCCCGGCCGGAGGUUCGUCCUCGAAUAUCGACGUCUUGACCGCAAAAGACCCUAUCCUCCGACGAACCCAUCCCCACGUCGCUCUCCUCAAGCCCGGCGACGUCCUCUUCAUUCCACCGAUGUGGAGUCACACAGCGACCCCAGAAGAAGGUGUCAGUGUUGCAGUUAAUGUUUUCUGGAGAGAUCUCGAGAAGGGGUAUGCGGCAGGAAAGGAUGUAUACGGCAAUAGAGAUCUGCAGGCUUACGAGAAUGGGAGGAGAGAUGUCGAGAAGAUACUCAAGGCUUUUAAGGAUGUCCCGUCGGAUAUUGCGGGGUUUUAUCUCGAGAGACUUGCGGGGGAGAUUCAGGAGAAAGCUGAGAAACUGGAGGUGAAGAAAGAACGGCCAGAAGAGAAGUAA